CUUUGACAUUCACAACAAAUUUUUCCAAACCACAACUGAAUAGGAUUUGAGCAUACUACUCCUACAUUCAUCUUACGCCCUCGAAUCUUUUCAUCGACUUAAAAAUGGCGUCAACGACAGCACAAAGACGAUUGUUGCAAGAAUACCGAGCGCUGACCAAUAAUCCACCAGAAGGAAUCACUGCUGGACCAGUUUCCGAAGACGAUAUGCUGUACUGGGAGGCUUUGAUUCAAGGUCCAGAAGGCACGCCAUUCGAGGGAGGCAUAUUUCCUGCGGAGUUGAAGUUCCCGAAAGACUAUCCGCUUGCGCCGCCAACCAUGAGGUUUCUAGGGGAAGUUUGGCAUCCAAAUGUGUAUCCUAGCGGUCUUGUCUGCAUCUCCAUCCUCCACGCCCCUGGCGACGACCCAAAUCAUUACGAGCAUGCUUCCGAACGAUGGUCGCCAAUCCAGUCGGUGGAGAAGAUACUGAUAUCGGUCAUGAGCAUGCUGGCGGAACCGAACGAUGAGAGUCCGGCGAAUGUGGAGGCUGCGAAGAUGUGGCGAGAACAGAGACCGGAGUACGAGAAGAGAGUCAGAGAAGGGUGCAGACGAAUGCUAGGACUAUGACCUGUAGUCAGGACAUUGUUUACCAAUCAGCGGACAGGGCAGCAUAUGAGAGACGACUCAGUUCGAUACCAGAUAAGGCAUGCUUCUGGUGGUGGAACAUAGCCAUGAGGCGGCAGAUGAAUCAUAGGCUUUGGCAUAUGCAGAUGGAGCGCUGGCGUUAAGAAUGGCAUGAAAAUACAUUAUGGAUUGAAAGUAC
Messenger RNA from Mollisia scopiformis, 801 nucleotides. Its product is annotated as ubiquitin-conjugating enzyme. The coding region runs from base 105 to 605 and encodes 166 amino acids. The record is from RefSeq and is a predicted model, not a curated record. Gene Ontology annotation, cellular component: endoplasmic reticulum; cytosol. NCBI's taxonomy places the organism in Eukaryota, Fungi, Ascomycota, Leotiomycetes, Helotiales, Mollisiaceae. The transcript has 2 exons.